GUCUCGAGAACACACCACCGCACCAAGCUGUGCAGAACAAGUGAAGGGUCCAAACUUUCAUUCUUUGCGUUUUAACCGCUUUGACAACAUGUCCAAACCUCUCACCGACCAGGAGAAGCGAAAGCAGAUCAGUGUCCGCGGUAUAGCUGGCCUGGGAGAUGUUGUCGAAAUCAAAAAGAGCUUUAACAGGCAUCUUCACUUUACUCUGGUAAAAGACCGCAAUGUGUCCACUCCACGCGACUAUUACUUCGCACUGGCGCACACGGUCCGGGAUCACCUGGUGGGCCGCUGGAUCCGCACUCAGCAGUAUUACUAUGAAAAGGACCCGAAGCGCAUUCACUAUCUGUCUUUGGAGUUUUAUAUGGGCAGAACUCUACAGAACACAAUGAUUAAUCUCGGGCUGCAGAAUGCAUGUGAUGAGGCCAUCUACCAACUUGGACUGGAUUUGGAAGAGCUGGAGGAGAUUGAGGAAGAUGCUGGACUGGGAAACGGGGGUCUUGGGCGCCUAGCAGCUUGUUUCCUGGACUCUAUGGCAUCUCUGGGUUUGGCAGCGUAUGGUUAUGGCAUUCGUUACGAGUUUGGCAUCUUCAAUCAGAAGAUCAACGGCGGCUGGCAGGUAGAGGAAGCUGAUGAUUGGCUUCGCUAUGGUAACCCCUGGGAAAAGGCCCGUCCAGAGUACAUGCUGCCUGUGCAUUUCUAUGGCCGAGUGGAGCAAACACAUGAAGGACCAAAGUGGGUUGGCACCCAGGUGGUGCUUGCGAUGCCCUAUGACACUCCUGUGCCUGGUUAUAAAAAUAACACUGUAAACACUAUGAGAUUGUGGUCGGCCAAAGCACCUAAUGAUUUCAACCUGCAAGAAUUUAAUGUGGGUGAUUAUAUCCAGGCUGUUCUGGACCGAAACCUGGCGGAGAACAUCUCACGAGUGCUCUACCCCAAUGACAAUUUUUUUGAAGGAAAAGAGCUUCGGUUAAAGCAGGAGUACUUUGUGGUGGCUGCUACACUUCAGGAUAUUAUCAGACGGUUUAAAUCAUCAAAGUUCGGCUGCAGAGACCCUGUGCGCACCUCUUUUGAGGCGUUCCCUGACAAGGUGGCGAUCCAAUUGAAUGACACCCAUCCAGCGCUGGCGAUUCCUGAGCUCAUGAGAAUCCUGAUGGAUGUAGAAGGUCUGGACUGGGAAAAGGCAUGGGAGAUCACCACAAAGACAUGUGCGUACACAAACCACACAGUGUUACCCGAGGCUCUGGAGCGCUGGCCUGUUUGUUUGUUUGAGAAGCUUUUACCACGUCACCUGCAGAUCAUCUAUGAGAUCAACCAGCGACAUCUGGAUAGAAUUUCUGCGCUGUAUCCAGGCGAUGUUGAUCGGUUAUGCAGGAUGUCUCUUAUCGAGGAGGGCGAUCCAAAGAGAAUCAACAUGGCACACCUUUGCGUGGUAGGUUCACACGCUGUCAACGGAGUCGCAAGGAUUCACUCGGAGAUUGUCAAAAACACUGUGUUUAAGGACUUCUGUGACAUAGAACCUGAGAAAUUUCAGAACAAGACAAAUGGCAUCACACCUCGCCGCUGGCUGCUGCUUUGUAACCCCGGCCUGGCUGACAUCAUCGCUGAGAAAAUUGGUGAGGAUUUUCUGACAGAUCUGUUCCAACUGAGAAAGCUGUUGGACUUCCUUGAUGAUGAAAUGUUCAUUCGGGAUGUGGCCAAAGUUAAACAGGAGAAUAAGCAGAAGUUUGCAGCGUAUCUGGAGAAUGAAUACAAAGUGAAGAUAAACCCAGAGUCCAUAUUUGACGUUCACGUCAAGAGAAUUCAUGAGUAUAAGAGACAACUGCUCAACUGUCUUAAUGUCAUCACUUUCUACAACAGAAUCAAGAAGGAACCGAACAAGAAGUUUGUUCCCAGGACCGUAAUGUUUGGUGGAAAGGCAGCACCAGGCUAUCACAUGGCAAAGAUGAUCAUCAAACUCGUCACAUCUGUAGGGGACGUUGUGAAUAAUGAUCCCAUUGUGGGAGACAGACUGAAGGUCAUUUUCCUGGAAAACUACAGGGUUUCACUGGCUGAGAAAAUCAUCCCUGCCGCCGACCUCUCCGAGCAGAUCUCCACGGCAGGUACAGAAGCUUCCGGUACAGGAAACAUGAAGUUCAUGCUGAACGGCGCUCUGACCAUCGGCACUAUGGACGGAGCCAACGUGGAAAUGGCAGAAGAAGCAGGAGAGGAAAACCUCUUCAUCUUUGGCAUGAUGGUGAAGGAUGUGGAGGCCAUGGACAGAAAGGGAUAUAAUGCCAGAGAAUAUUAUGAGCGCCUGCCUGAGUUGAAACAGGUGAUGGAUCAGAUUAGCACUGGAUUCUUCAGCCCCAAAGAGCCUGACCUUUUCAAAGAUGUGGUCAAUAUGUUGAUGAAUCAUGAUAGGUUCAAAGUGUUUGCAGAUUACGAGUCUUAUAUCAGCUGUCAAGAGAAAGUUAAUGAACUCUACAGGAAUCCAAAAGAAUGGACCAAAAAAGUUAUCAAGAACAUUGCCGCUUCUGGAAAGUUCUCCAGUGACCGCACUAUCACAGAGUACGCCCGCGAGAUCUGGGGGGUGGAGCCGUCUGAUGUGAAGAUCCCACCACCCAAUGAACCUCGUGAAUGAGGAACCUCAGUGGUUUGAUGAUGUCAGUGGAACGUGCUCGCCUCACCCUGAACCUCCGUCAUUGUGUUGGUGUGCCUUGACUGAUGUCACCUGAUUGAAAACUUCAGGUUGUCUCUAACUAUGCAUAAAUACAGGUGGAACCUGCUUGAAGUGCAUUACUGUAAUAUAACAUACACUCAAGGAAAAUACUUACACCGUAGACAUAUUUGCAAUCACUGUUAGGAUACUGUUACUUUCAUGUGCUGUAAUACCUUUAUUCGCAUGCGAGUUGUUGGUAAUACGAGACUAAUUCAGGCCUGUCUCAGUAAAAUAAGACGCUUGGUUUAGUCUCUCUUCUAACAAAACUAAACUUGCUUCUCUUUGUAAAGUCUUUGUUUUUAUGCUUUACUCAUGCUACCUUUUAAGGUGGGGAUUGAGACUCCUUACAACUUUAAGAUUUCAAAAACAGUAAGAUACAACUAGAUCCCCUAAAUAUUUUGUGGUUUAGGCGUAUUUUUACUAGCUUUAAAAACCGCAGACGCUGAUGUGUGUGAAGUCAGUAGAAAUGUGUCUUUCUGCAUUAAAAUACAUACAGUACAGUAGUGCUCUGUAACCUGUAAUCGAACUGAACCGCCUUAAAUGCAAACAGCAUUAACGUUAUACUCCAUUAUGCAUGUUGAUUCUGUACGUGACACAUUUGCUGGCUCACAGUGUUCAGUAUCCACAUGAUGGAUGUUUUAUAAAUGUAAGCUUUCACAUAUAAGUUAAAAGGUGCCUGUGUGUUACAGUGCAAUAUUAAAAACGAAUAAAAAUGUCCUUUUGUAAACA
Molecule: messenger RNA, 3427 nt
Organism: Triplophysa rosa
Lineage: Eukaryota; Metazoa; Chordata; Actinopteri; Cypriniformes; Nemacheilidae
Gene: pygb
Product: phosphorylase, glycogen; brain
Exons: 20
Coding region: 89-2620 (843 amino acids)
Biological process (GO): glycogen catabolic process
Cellular component (GO): cytoplasm
Molecular function (GO): pyridoxal phosphate binding; glycogen phosphorylase activity
Source: RefSeq, a predicted model, not a curated record